Lingula anatina is the source of this 2267-nucleotide messenger RNA. RefSeq lists its product as uncharacterized. The record is from RefSeq and is a predicted model, not a curated record. NCBI's taxonomy places the organism in Eukaryota, Metazoa, Brachiopoda, Lingulata, Lingulida, Lingulidae.
GUUACGGGGCCCAGGCUGGAUAGACCUGUUUGUUAUAUCCUGAAUAAGCCACACCCGUGUCACAUGACAGUGCGUGCAUAAUCAGCCAUUGUCAUUUAGGCCCACCGAUAGGCUUAUAAGAUUAUCUCCAAGGGUGCAAGGUGCACGAAGAUCCGUUGUGACGGGCUUUUACACAUCUAUAACGAGAUGGAAACCUUGGGAAAAUUUGGCUCUCUUCAAACUAGUUACUACCACAGCCCGCUGUCCACUGCUGCUGCCUACGUCACGCUGCCUGAGGUUUUCGAUUCCACGGCGACCAGGCUGCCCACCAAGACUGCCGUGGUGGUAUACCAGAGUCGAGACAACAGAGAAUGCCUGACAUUUGCUGAACUGCAGAACCAAUCCAAGACCCUAGCACUAGCUUUGACGCAACGCGGAUAUGCUCGCGGUGACCGCGUGGCCUUUUUCGCGCCAAAUUGCAUCGAAUACUUCAACAUCCAGUUAGCACUGAGUCGCAUUGGCUGCAAUAUUUUCCUCCUUAGCAACCUGAUCACCCUCGAGUCUGACGUGUGGCAAUACAAGUGUCGUGCCCUGUUUAUGUACAUAAAAAACGAAGAAGAGGUUGACGUUUGCAGAAAAAUAGUCGACAGAAAAUCUCGCGAGAGUAAGGAAAAAGACGUGAUCAUCUUUGGUCCAAACUGUGCCGUCGCCAUGGCAGGGACCGUGCCCCUGAUCAGCGUCUUGGCCGCAGGAGCGGGACAUGACUGGGAUGACAUCAAAAUUAAAGAUGGAGAGGUGGGGCCAAACCCGGAUGACCCUUACUGUGUCUUCUUAACAUCGGGUUCUACGGGUAAACCCAAAGGAGUCCAGUACACCCAUAUCAAGUACCUUCACCAUUGCAGAGUGCUGAAUUCAACGGCUAUAACGGAAGACAGCAUCUUCUUCAACGACCGCCCUGUGACUUGGCUGGGCGGUAGUAUGACAUUGCUUAGUAUGUCGGUGUUUGGAGCGACAGGAGUGACGGUGAAUUCUGCUCUGGUGGUCGGCGGGGGAGACGUGGAUUUUGUUAUUGGAGUCAUGAAGCGGGAGAUGUGUACAGAAGCAUUGAUUAUGUAUUAUUUCAUGGUGGAUCUUCUACGUCGUUAUAACCCGGAGAUCCACGCGGUGCCCUCUCUACGACAUAUUUUAACAGGGGGCCAGAGGAUGGAUGUGGGCGUCUUAAAGAAGAUUCAGACUCUAUUGCCACACGUUGAGUAUAUCGUGGAUAGUUACGGGUCUGCUGAGUGCGGCCUUGUUUCAGUUGCCCGGUGUUGCAACAUCUACAUGGCUUCUGACGGUGAGGAGAUUUUCGACGGCUUUGAAGUGAGAAUCGUCGACGAAAACCACCGAGACGUCCCUCGCGGAACCAGCGGCGAAAUCUGCGUGCGUUCGCCGACCAUCUACGCCAACUGCUACGUGGACAACGAGAAAGCAUCCAAGGCAGUAAUUGACAACGCUGGAUGGUAUUGCACCGGGGACAUCGGGGUUAUCGACGCAGACGGGAGACUUGCGAUAAGCGGCCGCAAGGAUGACAUGAUAAAGCGAGCGACGGUUAAAAUAUUUCCUGUCGAUAUUGAGCCGAUACUCAAGCAACAUUCUGCCAUAAAAGAUGUCGUGGUGAUAGGCGUGCCUGAUGAUCGGUUAGGGGAGGAAAUCUGCGCAUGUGUCAUACUAGAUGAUGCGUCCUCAUUGGCCGACGUAAAGAGUUGGUGUAAAGAGCAGUUUUCUGUCGGACCUGAUGGCCUAUCAAUAGCGCCUGUGUUAUAUGUGCAGUUUUCUCAAUUUCCCACGACUUCCUCAGGGAAAACUGACAGACGUUUAGUGAAACAGGCGGCACUGGAAAUUUUGAAAGUUUGACCUUCACCUGUAUUUUAUUUUAUCAGAGACGUUGGGCACAUUCUUUAUUUGAAAUGUAUCUUUGAUAAGAGUGCAAGACAUUUUAUUUCAUUUUUAGCUCUUUCAAGUAUACAAAAGACCGCUGCUUUGUGUAAUGAUAAUAAUAAAUACACCAGUACCAGUACCAAUACGUAGUGUUUAAAGAAAAUCCUUGAUUACAUUUGCCAUGCGAUGUCCGCACGGUGCUUGCUUACUGCUCAUAAUGUACUUUUCUUAACGGCGUUUGAGCGACGGCAGACUGUGGUCGUGCGAAAUAGUAUGGAAUCGUACAGAUUUUCGACAUUCGUACAUGUAGCCUAGCUGAAUCUUUUAACAUUUUUUAAUGGUAAGCCUGUAUACCGUAGCAAUAUAGA